AUGGACUCCAUCUUGGAGCAGCAGCGGCUGCAUCAUGAGGAAAUCGAGCGUCUUGUGCGUGGUGCCAGUGAUUUGGGCAACCUGAACUUUCCCACGCAGCGCCUCUCUGUUAAUGCACAGCACCACACGCGUGCCAUGCUUGAGCGGGCAAGCGAGUGUGCAAGCAAGCUGCUGGCAGCCUACGACGAUGCUGAUGGCUUGCGCUCGGCAGAACUGGCCCUGAUGAGCGGGGCGCCGACCGAGUCUUUCUACAACAAGCUUAGCGCCAUAAAGGCUUUUCACACAAAGUAUCCCAACGAGAUUGCCCGUCCAAUGGACAUUGACCUCAUUCCCGAAGGGCUGAGCGAAAUGGCCAAAAAGGCCAGCGUGGCCACCAAUGGCUCUUUUUCCGGCGAGGAGGGCUACGGCAAAUAUCUGGAUCUCGUGGCGCUGCAUGAAGCCUACAUCAACCUGAACAUGGGCGAACGCAUCGAGUACACCCAGUACCUGCAGAUGUUUGACCAACUUUAUGAGCUCGACAACAAGAAGAAGGGCAGCAACGCCUACAAGCGCUAUGUGGAUGACUUGUUGAGUUAUUUGCAAGACUUUUUCGAACGAGCCUUCCCUCUUCGGAACUAUGCCGAGGUAAGUGGGAGGGCGGCUUGGGCCCUCACCGAUUUUGAGCAGAAGUGGGCGCAAGGAGAGUUUGUGGGCUGGCAAGGGUAUCAGGCGCCCUCAGCCGUUCCCGUGGCGGCUUUAGAUUUGAGCCCAUAUGCUAGUGUUGAAGCCCUCGAGGCCGUGGACCCCGAGCGUGUCAAGGCUGGUCUGAUGGCACUGGGCCUCAAGGCAGGCGGCACACCUCGUCAACGGGCGGAGCGCUUGUUUGCUACCAAGGGCAAGCGCCUGGAGGAUCUGGACAAGUCUUUCUUUGCCAAGAAGAAGAAGGGCGAGAAUGCCGAUUCCGCCACGGCCGGCACGACGCGCUCCGGUGACAAAGCCAAGGAGGUGGCCAAGAUGGAAGCGGAAAUCUACCGUCUUUGCGAGUUGCUGGAAGACGUGCGCAGUGCAACCCUCGAGAACGUGCAGCGUAAGCAAGCGCGAACUGCCGACGAGAUUGAGGAAGAGGACGAUGACAUUGUUGUGUUGGAGGAUGAGGAGGAGGACGACGAGGACAUUCCUUCAGCUCAGCGCACCAACGUGGUCAUGGAUUGGGAGGGCAAGCCCAUUCCAUACUGGUUGUAUCGCCUGCACGGCCUGAGUAAGGUGUACAUUUGUGAGAUUUGUGGCAACGAGCCAUAUCGCGGUCCCAAGGCCUUCCAGCAACACUUUUCCGAAUGGCGCCACGCGCACGGUAUGCGUUGCCUGGGCAUUCCCAACUCGAAGCAUUUUAUCAACAUUACCAAGAUUCAGGAUGCCAAGAACCUCUACGAGCGUUUGAAGAGCAACAAGGAUACCUCCUUCUUCGACAAGGACGAGGAGGAGUUUGAGGACAGCAUGGGAAAUGUUGUCACCAAAAAAGUCUACGAAGAUCUUGCCCGUCAGGGACUGCUCUAGUGCGUUCGCCACCGGUCGGACGCAUGCGGGCUCCUCGUGUCUUGCCUUCCUCGUUUGGUGUUGUUGUCUUGAAAAGGAAUCAAAAAUUCAAACGUCAGCAAAAAG
Molecule: messenger RNA, 1638 nt
Organism: Monosiga brevicollis MX1
Lineage: Eukaryota; Choanoflagellata; Craspedida; Salpingoecidae
Exons: 9
Coding region: 1-1533 (510 amino acids)
Biological process (GO): mRNA splicing, via spliceosome
Cellular component (GO): spliceosomal complex; nucleus
Molecular function (GO): RNA binding; zinc ion binding
Source: RefSeq, a predicted model, not a curated record